CGUUGUCCCCUAUCCAAGAUGGCAGCGUCCAUGGCAAGGCGUUUGUGGCCUUUGGUGACUGGUCGAGGCCUCCGGCCCAGAAGUUCCAUCUACAGCCAGAGCCAAAGGAGGAAUUUCGCUACGGAGAGACGAAACCGGAGCCUUCUGUACGAGCACGCGCGUGAGGGCUACAGCGCGCUCCCGCAGCUGGCCAUGGAGCCGCUAUGCGCAUGCCCCGAAGAGGCGGCGCGUGCCCUGGAGCACCGCAAGGGAGAGAUACGGCCGGACGACCUGCCGGGGAUCAUCUCCACCUGGCAGGAACUGAGACGGCUGCGAGAGCAGAUCCAAAGCCUGGAGGAAGAGAAGGGGGCUGUAGCCGAGGCUGUGCAAGCCCUGCUGGUAAACCAGGACAACAAACAAGUGCAGCAGGACCCUCAGUAUCAGACUCUGCGGGCACAUGGUCGGGAGCUCCGGAAGCAGCUCGUGCUCCUGUACCCCAAGAAGGCCCAGCUGGAGGAGCAGUUCUACCUGCGGGCCCUGAGGCUGCCCAACCAGACCCACCCUGACGUGCCCGUCGGGGACGAGAGCCAGGCCCGUGUGCUCCACGUGGUCGGAGACAAGCCAGCUUUCUCCUUCCAACCCCGGGGCCACCUGGAAAUCGCCGAGAAACUCGACAUCAUCCGUCAGAAACGCCUGUCCCACGUGUCGGGCCACCGCUCCUACUACCUGCGCGGGGCUGGGGCCCUCCUGCAGCACGGCCUGGUCAACUUCACACUCCACAAGCUCGUCCGCCGGGGUUUCACCCCCAUGACGGUGCCAGACCUCCUCCGGGGAGCCGUGUUUGAAGGCUGUGGGAUGACACCAAAUGCCAGCCCAUCCCAGAUUUACAACAUCGACCCCUCCCGCUUUGAAGACCUCAACCUGGCGGGGACAGCAGAGGUGGGACUUGCAGGCUACUUCAUGGACCACUCGGUGGCCUUCAGGGACCUGCCAGUCAGGAUGGUUUGUUCUAGCACCUGCUACCGGGCAGAGACACACACAGGGAAGGAGCCGUGGGGGCUGUAUCGAGUACACCAUUUCACCAAGGUGGAGAUGUUCGGGGUGACUGGCCCUGGGCUGGAGCAAAGCUCAAAACUGCUGGAGGAAUUCCUGUCCCUCCAGAUGGAAAUCUUGACAGAGCUGGGCUUACACUUCCGGGUCCUGGACAUGCCCACCCAGGAGCUGGGCCUUCCCGCCUACCGCAAGUUUGACAUCGAGGCCUGGAUGCCUGGCCGCGGGUGCUUUGGUGAGGUCACCAGUGCUUCCAACUGCACGGACUUCCAGAGCCGCCGCCUGCACAUCAUGUUCCAGACGGAGGCCGGGGAGCUGCAGUUCGCGCACACGGUGAAUGCCACGGCCUGUGCUGUCCCACGUCUGCUCAUCGCCCUCCUGGAGAGCAAUCAGCAAAAGGACGGCUCGGUCCUCGUGCCCCCUGCCCUCCAGCCCUACCUGGGCACUGAGCGGAUCACGGCGCCCACCCACGUGCCCCUCCAGUACAUUGGCCCCAACCAGCCCCAGAAGCCCAGGCUCCCGGGCCAGCUGCCUUGAACCGAGAACUCACCAGCCCGCGCAUGGGCGCCGCUUCCUGGAGCUCCGGGACCCCGCACACCUGGGACCUGUCUUCCUGAGCCCGUCCUGACACCUGCAGUCCUCGGCGGGGCCAUGGCUCUGGGACCCCCUCGCCUGCUUCCCCAUGUCCUCAGUGCAGUCAGCGGCCCUGUUGUCGUGGGAAGCCCCAGCCUACACGGGGCAGUGGACGUCUGGGGACUUGAAAGUUCUGUGGAUGGAGAGGAGGCGGGGAAGAGGCCUGUGACCCUUCUUCCUCUGCCCUCCUUGGGGGUGGGGCAGGAAGUCCCCAAUAAAUGAUCAGAACAAAAGCCUUUGGGGGUCUGUGAGCAAGGGAGGUGCCU
Condylura cristata (star-nosed mole) is the source of this 1928-nucleotide messenger RNA. It is a transcript of the gene SARS2, whose product is annotated as seryl-tRNA synthetase 2, mitochondrial. The record is from RefSeq and is a predicted model, not a curated record. Gene Ontology annotation, molecular function: tRNA binding; serine-tRNA ligase activity; ATP binding. The coding region runs from base 19 to 1566 and encodes 515 amino acids. Gene Ontology annotation, biological process: mitochondrial seryl-tRNA aminoacylation. Gene Ontology annotation, cellular component: mitochondrion. The transcript is spliced from 16 exons. NCBI's taxonomy places the organism in Eukaryota, Metazoa, Chordata, Mammalia, Eulipotyphla, Talpidae.